UUGUUGGUGUAGGGAGAGAGAGGGAGGGAGAGCGCGGCGGCACAUCGCUACGUCCGGAACACCAGCCGAGGGAAAUAUUCACCUGUGCGCCUCCGGGACGAAUUCACGGGGAUUUUCAUUCAUUUUACUCCGUCUUAAAAGCGCACUAAAGGACGCAAACCACGAUCCCCGUCGGACCCCUGAUCUUGUCCCGCUGCCACGCAAGUUUUUUUUUUUCUUUCUUUCGGUUUUUUUAAUGACUUGAGAUUUUCCACAGAAACUGACCCGCGUUUGAAGGCGCUGUUGCGAUUUUGCUUCUCUUUCGGAGGGACCGAGCGCCCGGUUUCAUACAGAGGACCGUAAUCAACCAUGGCGAGACAUGACGCCCGAAACUGGCGUGACUGCUUCAAAAUGAGCGGACUGCUGAGCCUGGUCGCGUCGCUGCUUCUUCUCCACGGAGCGUCAGGUCAGCGGGUGAAGGUGGAGCCAGAGGUGUUGUCGUAUCCCGGCCAGACAGUCAACCUGCGCUGUGCCUUCACCGAUGCCACAGGGAUUCAGCUCACAAUGGUCACGUGGAUCUACGAACCGAAGGAGGGAGAAAGGAUCAACAUCGCUGUGUUUCACCCCAACUUUGAUCCCAACUACCCCGAUUCGCCCGUGAAGGGCAGAGUCAGCUUCACACCCAGUCCCCCAAACCUGGACAGCCCUUCAAUCCAGAUCAGCAAUGUGAGGAUGACCGAUGAGGGGAAGUACAUCUGCGAAUAUGCUACCUACCCCAGUGGCAACGAGCAAGGCAUCACAUAUCUGGUCAUGCUGGCUAAGCCCCAGAACUCGGCCUCCAUCGUAACAGUGGCAGCGGGCACUAAGCCGGUCGUCGUAGCACGCUGUGAGUCUGUGGAUGGCCGCCCCGCUGCCGGGAUCACCUGGGUGUCAACGGCCAAUGGCAACGCGACGACGGUGACCAAGCCGGGUACCGACAACACCGUUACCGUGAGCAGCGAGUACCGCAUGGUUCCCACAGCAGCAGACAACGGGAAAGACAUCAGCUGUGUGGUGACUCACAGGACCCAGGUCAAACCAGAGAGCUUCCCGUUGAAGCUAGCAGUUCAGUACGCCCCUCAGGUGACAAUAGUAGGUUAUGACAAUAAUUGGUACUUGGGUCGUACAAAUGUGGUGCUCACCUGCCAGGCCACCGGAAACCCCGUCCCGCUCUCCGUCCAGUGGAAAGCUAUGUCAGGAGAGAUGCCAGACACGGUGCAGAUCACGGGCAAGGAGCUGAAGGUACUGAAGGUGGACGACGCGGUCAACACCACUUUUGUCUGUGAGGUCAAGAACCGCAUGGGGAUCGGCAGGGACCAGGUCACAGCCAUAGUCAGAGGUAAUCGUCUUCCAGAGAAGGGUCCGACUACAGGCAGCAUCAUAGGGGCCAUCAUUGGAGUCAUAAUCCUGAUGGCCAUCAUUGGAACAGCCAUAGCGAUGUACCGCAAACACCGUAACAACAAACUCAACGGAGAGGGUCCACCCAAGCACAAGCCCCCACCUCCGAAGAAGAACAACAGCUCUGCCAACAGGCAGCUGAACACAAGUUCUGCUCCGGUGCCCGAGGACAGGCCGCUGCAGACCCAGUACUACAGUACCCAGAGUGCCGAGCCAGUCACGGACCUGGAUGCCUAUCAUGAUGAGGAGGAUUAUGGUGAAGAUGAGAGAGAGCAUUAUUACUCUGCUGCCCCCUCUGGCUGGGAUGAUCCUGCAAACAGCGAGGUCCCGCCUCCCUACAUGCGCACAGACAGCGACCCCCAGGACUACCAUCAGGGCCCCAAUGUCAACCGUGGGGAUAGCUUCGUGUCGUCCGCCAUGUUUGUGUGAGACGGCACGGAGAGGACGUGUGUGUGUGUGUUUGUGUGUGUGUGUGUGUGUAAAUAUGCGUACAUGUGUGAGUGCAUGACUGGGUGGGGGAAAAAUGUCUGCAGGCUUAAAUGAUGGAGAAAUAACUUGAGCUCUGUGACUUGUGAAUGUGAACAUUUUAUGCUUAGCUAUGACUUUUCAUGUCCGUGCUGCAGAGACAGAGUCCUGCUCUGUCUUUUUCUUUAAGGAUAUUUAUCUGCUACCAGGUUACUUGUAGUACACUAUGAAAUCAUCAGGUUCAGUUUCAGCACUGAACUGCCUUGCAUUACUGAAUGUGGAGCUGUCACACACAUUAUUUUUACUGGCAUGCCUUGGUUAGCAGAAGCACAAUAUGUGGGUGUUACAUGUUACCUCUGUCUAGUCGUAUCUGUAUGCUGUUGUUGGUUUCCAAACCCAACUGGCACAUAGUCGGUGUUAAACAGGCGCCCUGUGGAGAAGCUUUUAGUUGCAGUUAAUCGUGCAGCGCCGAGACCAGACUCACAGACCGUGACUGCAUCAGGGUGUAAACAACAGCGAGGGGGGUUAACUGCUGGAGCAAUGCUACAUUUGUGUUAAUAUUUGUGUUUGAUUUGAAUAGUUUUUUUUUUAUUAUCUUUUAAGUGACUUCUGCAUCUGGCCUUUGCCUUCCUUGUGAAAAUUCAGAGACACGUAGCUCACCUCAGGUGGAAGGGAACAGAACUUAAUAGCUACUGAUUGAUCAAACUUGAUUGGCCUUUAGCCACUUCUAGCUGUAACAUGUGAUUUAUUUUUUUGUUUUACUUGCAUCCAUCCUUAAAGCCAUACUACAACAGCUAUUGGCUGAAGACCGACUAGCUAUCUGUUACUUUUAAACACUGAAAACUUUUGUGCCUAUUUUUUUUAUAUAUUUCACUUUGUCUACCAGCAUGUUCAGAUGGAUUAGGAUAAAUCUGGAUUAUGUCCAUGAAAUCUGUCUCAAUUCAUCUCUCUAGUGGAGGAUUAAGUGGUUCUUUAUGGAGUUCAAACUGGGGUUGACACAGAGCCUGCUAGUAGACUGAUAUGUCCAUCCACUAUCAGGGACAAGGGUUAAACGGGUCUGUAAAGUUACGAUUAUUUUCUACUUGCUCAUAAACCCGAAGGUUUCUGUGUGUGUGUCAGUGCCAACCAGUUCAUUUUAUCAAAUAAUCUUUUGAAACAGAUUUUUAUUUUCUCUUUUAUUGAAUGAUGUUGAUUUUAAUCUGUUUUACUCUUCAUUAAUUGUAUUUUCAAAGUCGUCUUGUUGAUUCAAUAAACAGUUAAAUCGUGAUCCUGA
Molecule: messenger RNA, 3154 nt
Organism: Chelmon rostratus (copperband butterflyfish)
Lineage: Eukaryota; Metazoa; Chordata; Actinopteri; Chaetodontiformes; Chaetodontidae
Product: nectin-2-like
Exons: 10
Coding region: 349-1845 (498 amino acids)
Source: RefSeq, a predicted model, not a curated record